CCGGAGCCGGGCCGAGAAGCAGCAAGAUGGCGCCGCCAAGCUCACUGCCGGAGUUGACGGACGACCUCAUCGGCGAGAUCCUCCUCCGCAUUUCGCCGGAUGAGCCUGCGCACCUCUUCCGCACCUCCCUCGUCUGCAGGUCCUGGCGGCACCUCCUCUCCGACCUGGGCUUCCUCCGCCGCUACCGCGAGUUCCACGGGACACCGCCCGUGCUCGGCUUCCUCAACUACAACAGCUUGGAGACCACCACGAGCCCCGCCUGCCCGCUCAUCCCUCCGGCGUUAGACUGCUACGGCUGUGUCGCCCUCGACUGCCGCCACGGCCGCGUGCUCCUCCACACCAUCCACCCGGCGGGCCUCAUCGUCUGGGACCCCAUCACCGGCAACCAGCACCACCUGCCUGAUGCGCCGGAGGACCCGUACAACCACCUCACCGGAGCCGUCCUCUGCGCGGCGGACGGCUGCGACCACGUCGACUGCGGCCGCGGGGGCCCUUUCCUCGUGGUCUUCGGGGGCACCGCCGACGACGAGAACCUCGUGGAGGGGGACGACGUCAGUUUCACGUGGCUGAGCGUCUACUCGUCGGCGACCGGAACGUGGAGCGCGCUGGCCUCGGCUCACCUCGGGCCCAUCGCGACGUCCCGCGACGUGAUGGGGCCCAGCCUGCUCGCCGGAGGCGCGCUCCACUUCCUCCUAGAGGACGGCCGCAGACUGCUCAGGUACGAAUUGGGAAGGCAUGAGCUGUCAGUGACGAACCUGCCACCACCCUUGCGCGUGGGAAACAUGGCCCUCGUGAAGGCGGAGGACGGCGGCGGGCUGGGAGUCGCCGGCGUGGAGGGCUACAGCCUCCACCUGUGGUCCUGGAGGGGAGCUGCCGCCGGAUGGGUGCAGGGAAGGGUGAUCGAGCUGGAUAUGAUGCUCCCCAUGACCAUUGGUGACCCCUCCACCAGACUCCUUGUGGUCGGCUACUCAGAGUGUGCUAAUACCAUUUUCAUACAUUCAAAUGAGGGGAUCUUCACCAUUGAGUUCAAAUCUGACCGGAUCAAGCACAUAUGCGAGAGCCGGGACUUCCAGACCAUCACUCCCUACGCAAGCUUCUACACUCCUGAUUAUGCUUGGGAGAGAUUCCAGCUACUGGUUAAUUGGAUGCAGUGAUUUACACUUGACUUGUGAGCAUGCUGCUGUGGGUCGAUUGAAGGGGGAGGAGUGGCAGCAUUCAAUUCUCAAGCACUGAACAACUGAUGAUCACCUCUGUGCACUGCACUUAAAAUUCUUAGUCACGGUGAGGGCUCGGACGAAUUCCGACCUCAGGCCCCCUACAGAUGCUCAUGUUCGUCAAGGAAGAAAUAUACCUCAGGAAACUUAGUAUAUGGCCUAUGGUCAAUAUGUUUCUUAAUGUGUAGCUUUGAGCUUAAUUAUAUGUUUCAAGACAU
Molecule: messenger RNA, 1432 nt
Organism: Sorghum bicolor (sorghum)
Lineage: Eukaryota; Viridiplantae; Streptophyta; Magnoliopsida; Poales; Poaceae
Exons: 2
Coding region: 27-1154 (375 amino acids)
Molecular function (GO): protein binding
Source: RefSeq, a predicted model, not a curated record